Molecule: messenger RNA, 2928 nt
Organism: Alternaria arborescens
Lineage: Eukaryota; Fungi; Ascomycota; Dothideomycetes; Pleosporales; Pleosporaceae
Exons: 1
Coding region: 1-2928 (975 amino acids)
Source: RefSeq, a predicted model, not a curated record
AUGUAUUCGACUAUUGUUUCACAAUCACCAGUUUCCCCAAGGAUCGUAUCGAAGGAUCAACUAGCAACCCCAUUUACCCAACCCGAUCAUCAGGCAGCAUUUGUAACCCCUGGCGAUCGUCGAGAUCACUCAGCCGUAAAUAAGUCGAUAGCGGAUGCAUACCUACGGAGCACCGGCGCUAAUGUAACAUACAACCACAGCCAAGCUGAAUUCCGCGAGUUCAAUGGCUCCGAGAGCGUGCUUGGUCUUCCCAAUGCAGUCGACCCUUGCCUUCUUGGCGACUUCGAUCUGAAGCAGUUCAAUAUCAAUGAUGGACUCGAAGACAAUACCUUCGGUUCAGACGCGUUUGCGUGGGCGGGAACCAAUGAUACGGACGUGGCUAUGGAUGGGGUGCCAACGGACGGCUUUGCUGCCAAUUCAAUCCAGUUCAACGGAUUCUCUCAAGAAAACCAGGUUGGACUUGGUUUGUCGUUCUCAGAUGCCAAUGCUGAUCAGGAUAAUCAGCCAGGACAGAACUUCGAUCUGAGUGAAGCUGGGCAGAGUCUAUUUGACUUCCCUCCUACAGAGCCGUUUGGUAGCCGAACUCUAGAUUCCAACAUCGGUUAUUCUCAAGACAUCCAUUCCUGGGAUCCUAACUUUCAAGCACCAUCUCAGCUUCUAGACACCACACCCGGAUUUUCUGCGCUUCCUAGUGGCAAUGUCUUUGUACCCGAUAUGUCACAGUAUGCAGCCAUUGGCCAGAAUCCACAGGUGUAUCCUGAUCCUUAUGGUUCAAUGUACCCAGCCCAGCCAUAUUUUCAAUCUAUACAACAUCCGUAUGCGCAACAAUACACCGGAUAUGUCGCGAUGCCAGCAGAGUAUCAUACCGGAACACAACAGCUCGAUACCAUACAGUCUUCGAGGUCUCGCCGAUUCAGUCGUCCCUGCCGGACUUUCACUACUCAUCAGCCACCUCAACGAAAACGUGACCGAUCUGAGUCUGGGUCUGACAACGACGUGUCCGUUGUCAAGCGACCUUGCGGGCAGCCUACCAAACGUGCUCGGUCCUCACCAGAUUCUCGCCACCACUCUGAGGUUUCCAACACCAGCUCCGUGAGCAAGCCAGUCAAGGUAGCUGUGGUCAAAGCUGGAGAGAAACCGAAAAAGUGCGAUGACAAGCCCUGGGUACGUGUCAACAACACGACCAGGGGCGAAACCACACGCACUGCUCGCAUCAAUCAACACGCCGAAGAAGGUCGGAAGUACAAGUUCAAGGAUCUUCCCCAUAGCGAUUGGGAAACCUCCAAAUACAAGUUUGAGUACAGUCAAAACAAUGGUAUGCAUGAGUUCAAGAAGCGCACCAUGUCUGCUCGUCAGAUUCACGAGUACAUCACCCAGUAUCCUUUUGAUAAUCUCCGCAUAUGGAUCCAGCCAGUAGCUUCAGACGUGGCACGUCGUUAUGCUUCUGCCUCUCACAGCCAUUGUCGCUUCGAGAAGUGCCCAAUGCGUGUGUACACUGGCAAAGGCACCGCCGAAGUUGGCAACUACCGCGUCGCAUUCGACGAAAAGCACCGAACGUACGGCACUGGCGUAGCCGAUCCAUAUGACUGCGUCGGUUACGCUCAUUUGUAUUGCAUGGAGCGUUUCUUAGACUUUGCAUACAUCUGCCAGGUUGCUGACGUUAAGGUUGAUCAACGUGUAGCCAUGGAAAAAGAGCCUAGUGGUCGCUUCGGCUCCGCGUUUGGCCCAAAACAUCAUUAUGAAGCGGCAUUGACUAGCAAGUUCAUCGAAGCUGCUAGCAAAGGCCGACUAGCUGAUACUCACGAAUUUUCUGAUUACCCUGUUCAUGAAGACUAUGAGCGCGGUGAACCCAAACCGCACGAACGUACGCUCAUCUACAAACUUUACGGUAUGAACAUGGAGCAUCGUGCAAAAUCGCAGAUGAAACAGUUCAUCCUCCAGCGAAAAAUCCGUCCCGGCUCGUUCCCUGUUCAUCGCGGUGAUAUGGAGGUCAAGCUUGUUGACAAGAAAAUAGAGAAGACCGAUGCCUUUGCGGAAUUCAAGAGGAGUGGGUCUAAAAAGGAUUUCGACUACGCUGCUUACUACGAUUUGUUUCACCCUGAGAUCAAUCGGCGUAUCAAGGAAUGUGAAGAUCUACGGGAUCGAUUCAUCGCCGAGGAUGCAGCGGGAGUUGCUACAAAGCGCUCUAAAACACGUCGAGCAGUUGCUUUUGCGGGAUCUGGCGAUGAGACUCAGGCUCCUAGACGAAAGCGCUCCAAAAAGCGCCAGCCUUCUGAUAGCGGCUCAUCCAGCGACGAACGACCGGCUACCAAAAGCUCGUCCACUAUUCGUAAAGCCGCUGCCGACGAAUCUGAAGACUCGGACGCGUUUGAAGAGAUCGGCACUAGUAUGGAGCAUCGACAACCCCGCCGUUUGAGUCUUCGUAAGAAAGAGCGUAUUGACUACUCUGAACCAGAAGACAUUCCACAGUCCAUUUCCCAAUACAACUAUCUAAUUCCCGGCUACGCACCCGCCCAGGCCUUCGAUACCCGAAAACAGAGUCUUAGCAGCCUCUUUCCCGCCAACAAUGACCCGACGUGGGAUAACUUAGACCUUGAAACCUUUCAUGUUGAUGGUGACGAAGGAUUUAUCGAUGAAGCUGAUAUCGAUGCUCUCAUCAACGCCAAGUGUCGCCGUCAAUCUUCUACUUUAUGCAAAGGACCGAGUGUCUCGGCUCUGAUGUCGCCUAUGCUACAACAUGCGCCUCGUACGGCUAGUUUCAACGUGCAGCCAGUGACUUGUAGUAAGGAAUUUCGACUCGACGACCCGCCGAGUUGUAUCGCUUCGUCAGGUGAUAUUACGCAUGAUAGUCAAGAUCAGUACCAGCAGAAUCGUCGCAGCAAGCGUCUGGCAAGUAAAGUUACAUCGCCUUCGUCAAUUACUGAUUAG